CUUCUCUAUUUUUUAUCUAAUUAAAAUCUAUAAAUUUAUACCACUUUUGUGAGUGAUUAACGACAAUAAACUAAUUGACUAUCUACAGCUUUUGUGAAUUAUGUAGUUAAGCUGUUGUUUAGUGUUUUGCAACUAUUAUACUAAAAGUAAAAGUAUAUGCUCUAAUAGGAAAGUCCUGCACAACAUCUACACACAAAAAUCAAAAACAUCCAAACAUCCAAAAUUACCUAAACUAUCACCAAUUACAUGACGACCGUCAGACUAUUAGCAUUCACAUCAAUUGUAUCCACAUCCAUAGUGGAUUAUUUAUACAAACAUGUCCAUAUUCUUUAAGGCUCCUCUAGAUAUAGAUAUAAGACUAGAUAAUGAAGAUUCUCGAAAACAUGUAGAAGUAAAGACUCCUCAUGGUAGAAUGGAGAAAUUACCAAUUUAUAAAGAUGGAGAAUCGGUUAAGGGUCAAGUAACUAUUCGUACAAAAGAAGGUAGAAAAAUUGAACAUUUAGGGGUUAAAGUUCAAUUAUUUGGAUCUAUAGAAACUAAUAUUGAUGGAUUAAUAACUUCAGAAUUCUUAUCAAUGGCUACGGAAUUAGCAUCACCAUCUAUUUUAACUCAUCCUGAAACUUAUCCAUUUGAAUUUAAGAAUGUUGAAAAACAAUAUGAAAGUUAUCGGGGAAAGAAUGCUAGAUUACGAUAUUAUUUGAAGGUAGUAGUUUCUAGAAAGUCUUCAUCCGAAAUCACUCGAGAAAAGGAAUUGUGGGUAUUCCAAUAUAUAACACCACCUUCAACUCCAAAUGCCACUUCUACUACAACAAAUGUAAUUUCCAAUAAAGCUCAUACUCAUCAUCAUAAUACUAGAGGUGCCGAUUCUAAUUCCAAUUCAUCACCUCCCGCUACUCCAUCUAAGGAAGGACAUCAGACGGUUAAAAUGGAUGUAGGGAUUGAAGAUUGUUUACAUAUUGAAUUUGAAUAUCUGAAAUCGCGGUUUUCUUUAAAAGAUGUGAUUAUAGGUCGUAUAUACUUUUUAUUAGUAAGACUUAAGAUCAAACAUAUGGAAUUAUCUUUAAUUAGAAGAGAAACAGUUGGAUCAGCUCCAAAUCAAAUAACAGAUAGUGAAACAGUAGUAAGAUUUGAAAUUAUGGAUGGAGCUCCUGUAAAAGGUGAAACAAUUCCUAUAAGAUUAUUUUUAGGUGGUUAUGAUUUAACUCCAACUUAUAGAGAUGUCAAUAAGAAAUUUUCAACUAGAACUUAUCUUUCAUUGGUUCUAAUAGAUGAAGAUGCCAGACGAUACUUUAAACAAUCAGAAAUAAUUCUUUAUAGAGAUCAAUAACUUAACUUAACUUAACUUAGCUGGUAUAGUAGUUCUCUCAUUUUAAAUAAUAUACAAAAGUGUUGUCGCGGCGCUAUCAGUGGGUAUUCUCGGCUAGAAAAAAACUAUUAGAUCCCCCAUAUCAAAAGUGCCCUUCGCUAACUCUUACUAGGACUUAAACCACUCCCACUAUUGACUAGGUGACUAGUAAUUUGGACUUGUAUACAUUGCUGAUGAUAUAGCAGAAAAUUAAAAUUGUUAUCUCACUAAAUUUCCUUCUGUCUGAUAACAUAUAUAAUGAAUCUGUCAAGACUGCAAGCGAUAGCGAAUUCGAAUUCGAAUUCGAAUUC
Molecule: messenger RNA, 1656 nt
Organism: Scheffersomyces amazonensis
Lineage: Eukaryota; Fungi; Ascomycota; Pichiomycetes; Serinales; Debaryomycetaceae
Gene: PEP8
Product: retromer subunit
Exons: 1
Coding region: 317-1327 (336 amino acids)
Biological process (GO): retrograde transport, endosome to Golgi; intracellular protein transport
Cellular component (GO): retromer complex; endosome
Source: RefSeq, a predicted model, not a curated record